This is a messenger RNA of Yarrowia lipolytica CLIB122, 1593 nucleotides long. RefSeq lists its product as uncharacterized. Gene Ontology annotation, molecular function: oxidoreductase activity, acting on paired donors, with incorporation or reduction of molecular oxygen; iron ion binding; monooxygenase activity. Lineage: Eukaryota; Fungi; Ascomycota; Dipodascomycetes; Dipodascales. The record is from RefSeq and is a predicted model, not a curated record.
AUGUUACUACAACUGCUCUCUUCCAUCUUGCUCGCGGUUUUGACGUUCAUCAUUCUCGAUUGGCUGUUUGAAAUCGACACAGAAACCCCACACAUCGCCGGGCUGCCAGCAAAGAGAGGAUAUCCGAUCGUGGGAGCAGUCUUCCAGCUCGGCAAGUCCCAUCCGCUCACCUACCGAAAAUGGAGCGAGGAACUGGGCCCGGUAUACCAGGUGCGGCUCGGCAACAAGAGAGUUGUGGUGGCCAACAGUUACGCAUCGGUCCGCGAACUGUGGAUCACAAACAUGCGUGCCAACAUCUCGCGACCUGAAUCUUACACGUUCCACAAACUGCUCAGUAGCAAGGAUGGCCCCACUAUCGGCACAACCCCCUGGGGCGUUUCUGCUCGUCGCAAGAGACGCGCAGCCUCCACCGCCCUCAACAAACCAAGUGUCGCGGCAUACACCCCAAUCAUCAAUCUAGAGUCGUACAAGUGCAUCCGACGGUUCCUGCGGGACUGUGGAGGCAUUGAAGGGGAAGUCGACGUGUCUGUUGGGUUGGCCACCUACUCCCUCAACACUUCUCUGACCUUGAACUACGGCAUCAUGACAGCUGAUUUCGAUUCGACAUAUUUGGCCGAGGUAAUGGACAUUGAAGAGCGCAUCCUCCGACUCAGAUCCACCAUGCACAACACCCAGGACUACAUCCGGUACCUGCGAGUUUUCUCCCGAGGCUCCACUGUGGAAGCAGCAGAGUGCAGAGAACGACGGGCCCAAUACAUGACCAAGUUUCUCAAAAAGCUCAAACAAGAAAUCGACGACGGAACAGACAUGCCGUGCAUUGCCGGCAAUAUUCUCAAGGAUAAGGAGUCAAAGAUCACCGACGCCGAUCUCCGGUCAAUUUGUCUAACCAUGGUUUCUGCUGGCUUUGAUACUGUUCCGGCUAAUCUCAUUUCCUGUUUCGGCCACCUGUCCCAUUCCUACGGACAAACCAUCCAGAAGCGAGCUCUUGAGGCCAUUGACCGCGCCUAUCCCGAUGGAGACGCUUGGGAAAUGUGUCUAAUGGACGACUCAAAAGUGCAUUACAUUGUGGCUCUCUGUGAGGAGACGGUUAGAUAUGGAAGUGUGGUCCCCAUGGCUCUGCCUCGACGCACCAUCAAUGACAUCCAUUACCAGGGCGCUGUUAUUCCUGCCGGUACAAUUCUCUUCAUGAACGCGUUUGCAGCUAACUUUGACGCUACUCGGUUCCAUGAUCCGUUCAAGUUUGACCCAGAAAGAUACCUUGAUCUUGAUGGACGGUUGAAGACGGAGCUGGGACCUGCCCAUUUCGGUUUCGGAGCUGGCUCUCGAAUGUGCUGUGGCAUCCACCUGGCGCGAAAGGAGCUGUAUGUCGCGCUGGUUCGCUUCAUUCUCGCUUUCCGCAUUUUGCCGCCAGUUGAUCCCAAGGAUAUGAUGGUCAAUGAUCCGGUGGAGAUUUUUGCUCAACCCGAGAACAUGACUACGAAACCCCCACCCUUCAAAGUGAGACUGCAGGUGAGAGAUGCAGAGAAGCUGGAUCGGUGGUUAAAAGAGACCAAGGAGGGGUUGGGGGAGACCUGGAGUGUUGGGCACGAUUAA